AUGUUUCGACGUCCCAAGUGUCUGACCUCCAAUUCGAACACCGUAGUCAGCUCGUCAACACAAUUCUUUGACAAACUUAAAGGAGAAAGUCUCCUACCAAGCGAUGUCAUGGUUUGUUUAGAUGUCACGUCCUUUUUUACUUCUAUCUCGCAGGACCUGGCAGUCGAGACCAUCGAACUUCUCCUACGAGAGAAAAACGACGAAACAAAGAAUCGCCUCGGACACGCCCAAAUCAUCCAGCUCCUGAAGUUCUUUCUUAACACGAACUUUAUGUUCGACGUAACAAUCUACGAGCAGGUGAAGGAAACGCCAAUGGGUUCGCCGAUUUCGGGACACAUAGCCGAGGCGGUCUCACAACGGUUGGAGUCGCUGGUUCUCCGGCAACACAGACCAAAAUUCUGGGCUCGGUAUGUGGAUGAUACCUUCGUCGUCAUCGAACGAGAUGAGGUGCUGACCUUCAAAAAACAUCUUAACGCCGUCUUCCCGAAAAUUCAAUUUACGAUGGAGGAGGAAGAAAACGACCAACUGGGCUUCCUGGAUGUCCUCGUCUGCCGCAAAUUUUGUGGUGACCUAAAAACCAAAGCGUUCAGGAAAGCGACGAAUACGACGCAAAUACGGAACUUCAACAGCAACCACGGGAUCAGUCACAAACGCAGUUGCGUAAGGGCGCUAUAGGGGUGAGUGGAGACGCACUGCAGUGAAAUGAAAGACAAGACUGCUGAAUAACAAUAUCUUUGACGGGUUCUGAUAGCCGAUGGCUACCCGCGCGGCUUUGUCAACCAGUGAAUACAAAAACGACAUCAGAGACCAAAUCUAACCGUUUCCUCACUCCACAUAGGCCGGAAGCAAUCAUCAGGCGCCAAGUCAAGAGGCCGAAAGACCAACUGCCACGGUAUGAAACGUCAGGAAUCGUUUGCCGGAUCUGGUGCAGUAGCGGACAAAGCAACUACGUCGGAGAAACUGGGACAUUACUCCGUACGCGAAUUUCCAAGCAAGCAGCAGCAGUGA
Messenger RNA from Spirometra erinaceieuropaei, 1008 nucleotides. The record is from the annotation of a GenBank genome assembly. NCBI's taxonomy places the organism in Eukaryota, Metazoa, Platyhelminthes, Cestoda, Diphyllobothriidea, Diphyllobothriidae.